Messenger RNA from Uranotaenia lowii, 1227 nucleotides. Its product is annotated as probable serine/threonine-protein kinase clkA. NCBI's taxonomy places the organism in Eukaryota, Metazoa, Arthropoda, Insecta, Diptera, Culicidae. The transcript has a single exon. The record is from RefSeq and is a predicted model, not a curated record. The annotation marks the transcript as partial.
AAUAAUAAUAAUAAUAAUAAUAAUAAUAAUAAUAAUAAUAAUAAUAAUAAUAAUAAUAAUAAUAAUAAUAAUAAUAAUAAUAAUAAUAAUAAUAAUAAUAAUAAUAAUAAUAAUAAUAAUAAUAAUAAUAAUAAUAAUAAUAAUAAUAAUAAUAAUAAUAAUAAUAAUAAUAAUAAUAAUAAUAAUAAUAAUAAUAAUAAUAAUAAUAAUAAUAAUAAUAAUAAUAAUAAUAAUAAUAAUAAUAAUAAUAAUAAUAAUAAUAAUAAUAAUAAUAAUAAUAAUAAUAAUAAUAAUAAUAAUAAUAAUAAUAAUAAUAAUAAUAAUAAUAAUAAUAAUAAUAAUAAUAAUAAUAAUAAUAAUAAUAAUAAUAAUAAUAAUAAUAAUAAUAAUAAUAAUAAUAAUAAUAAUAAUAAUAAUAAUAAUAAUAAUAAUAAUAAUAAUAAUAAUAAUAAUAAUAAUAAUAAUAAUAAUAAUAAUAAUAAUAAUAAUAAUAAUAAUAAUAAUAAUAAUAAUAAUAAUAAUAAUAAUAAUAAUAAUAAUAAUAAUAAUAAUAAUAAUAAUAAUAAUAAUAAUAAUAAUAAUAAUAAUAAUAAUAAUAAUAAUAAUAAUAAUAAUAAUAAUAAUAAUAAUAAUAAUAAUAAUAAUAAUAAUAAUAAUAAUAAUAAUAAUAAUAAUAAUAAUAAUAAUAAUAAUAAUAAUAAUAAUAAUAAUAAUAAUAAUAAUAAUAAUAAUAAUAAUAAUAAUAAUAAUAAUAAUAAUAAUAAUAAUAAUAAUAAUAAUAAUAAUAAUAAUAAUAAUAAUAAUAAUAAUAAUAAUAAUAAUAAUAAUAAUAAUAAUAAUAAUAAUAAUAAUAAUAAUAAUAAUAAUAAUAAUAAUAAUAAUAAUAAUAAUAAUAAUAAUAAUAAUAAUAAUAAUAAUAAUAAUAAUAAUAAUAAUAAUAAUAAUAAUAAUAAUAAUAAUAAUAAUAAUAAUAAUAAUAAUAAUAAUAAUAAUAAUAAUAAUAAUAAUAAUAAUAAUAAUAAUAAUAAUAAUAAUAAUAAUAAUAAUAAUAAUAAUAAUAAUAAUAAUAAUAAUAAUAAUAAUAAUAAUAAUAAUAAUAAUAAUAAUAAUAAUAAUAAUAAUAAUAAUAAUAAUAAUAAUAAUAAUAAUAAUAAUAAUAAUAAUAAUAAUAAUAAUAAUAAUAAUAAUAAUAAUAAUAAUAAUAAUAAUAAUAAUAAUAAUAAUAAU